Messenger RNA from Pararge aegeria (speckled wood butterfly), 5257 nucleotides. RefSeq names its product interferon regulatory factor 2-binding protein-like A. Lineage: Eukaryota; Metazoa; Arthropoda; Insecta; Lepidoptera; Nymphalidae. Gene Ontology annotation, molecular function: transcription corepressor activity. Gene Ontology annotation, biological process: regulation of transcription by RNA polymerase II. Bases 1267 to 2784 code for a protein of 505 amino acids. The record is from RefSeq and is a predicted model, not a curated record. Gene Ontology annotation, cellular component: nucleus. The transcript is spliced from 4 exons.
AGUCUAAAUCAACGAACUUUCGAACCGCUGCGUAUUACCGGGUCUUCUCCAUUUUACGUAUCCUUAGUGGAAUGCAUCGCACUGUGUUGGCAAAUCUAAAAGCCAUAAAAGAAAAAUAAAUCCUUGUUUAUAAUAAUUUCACUUGUGUAGUGCAUCCAAUUAAGACGGUUUUGUGAAAAUUAAGUGCGCUUACCCACAUAUUUAAUACUAAGCCAUUGAAAUGUGAAAAAUAUAAAUUUAUCUAAAUUGCACGUGUUGGAAAUAGGUGACAAAAUGUCUGAUUCUUCAAGAUAUUCUUCAUGGUUUGCUCUAGUAAAUGAUCAUCUUUCUAAAACAAGCUUAAAGUAAAAUGGUGGCAGUUCAAGUAAAACAUCGCUUAAUAUUGUGCUUGACAGUGCUUCAGACUCAUUGGCAUCUUGGUGGACUCGUCCAAGAAUGCUCUUACCAAAUCUUAGCUCAAAAGAUAACUCAAUUAGAAAAAUUCUAGAUCAACAAGUAGCCAAUAUGCUUAGAGCUAAAGAAAGGGAACUGGAAGAAGAAAAGCAAAACUAGAAGAUGAAAUGAAACGUCUGUAUUUAGAGAACAACAAGAAUUCCGCCAUUGAUUUAAUUAACAAAAGUUAACUCCUACCAAAGUGGAGCUGUUAUUCCUAUUGAAGUUUACAGAUUGUGAUGAGGUAGAAGAGAGAGCUGGAAACUCGGACCCUAUACUUCCAUGUAUAAAAGACAUGUCAUAUAUUUUGAAAGGGAAAGUGAAGAUGGGAAAAUGUUCUAUAUUUGCCAAAGUAUUGACGUAAAGAUAAAGAGAUCCCUACAAAAAUCGUUAGAUUUGAUUUCACACCGUCACCUUGUGAUAUAAUAAAAGAAAAUUUAAGAAAACAGACUUCAUCCAAAAUUUAUGUAAUGGACUUGACCAAGUUUGUCUAAAUAUUUCUUAUGUUAUUAUUUUCUCAUAAACCAUUCUUUAUUUACCUAGCUUAGAUAUAGAUGAUCAUUACCAUUAUUAAAUCAUGAUAGGACCUUGUUAUUAAAUCCCAAACAUAAUGCAUGGAUAUGCGUUUUUAUUUACAGCGGUAGUAGGUACCUACAAUAUUUUGUAAUGUUAGUGCAUCUGCCGGCUGGCUGCGCAUGUAUCGCGUUCAUUAUCGCACUACAAGUACUGUGGGGUGAUGCAGGGGUGGCGCGCGGCGUGCGGGACGCAUCCGCGUCGGGCUAACGGCUCGUCCUCGCCGCGACGCGGUGCGCGCGCUGACGUCACCGCUCGAUAAUGGCCGCCGCCGCCCGACCCCCCGCGGCCGCCGCUCCCGUCGCCGCGAGCUCAGUCUCUCUUCGACCCGCUAGCGACACGAGUGCCUCUACGCCAACCGGUCCCCGCGUUACAUAUUGUGAUAUCAGUGCUCAAGUGUACCAUGGUGACAGUGUCUUUCUUAGCGAGUACAAGAAAUCUGUGACAAUUUUCAAGGGGAGUGACGACGGUAGCCGAUCUCUCGCAUACCGUACUAUAUUCGGCGGCGAGAUGUCGGUGAUGCAAAAGCGUCAGCACUGCUACUUGUGCGACUUGCCCCGCAUGCCGUGGGCUAUGUUGCACGAGUUCUCGGAGGCGGUGUGCCGCGGCUGUGUCAACUACGAAGGUGCGGACAGGAUCGAGGUGGUCCUGGACACGGCGAGACAGCUGAAGCGUGCACAUGGAUUUCAGGAAGGCCGUGGUCCGACGCACGCCAAACCUGCGCACAGGACACCGUUAGAGGCCCAUCAGAAUGGCGCCGAAACGACAUCCAGGGGACAGCCAGCACCACCGGCGCACCACGCUCCCACCACCGCAUUUACUUUACAUCACUCACGACCAGCGACGAAUGCAGGACUGCUUGCAGAGUACGGAGGUCGCAGGGAAGAGCAUGAAAAUAGGCGGAUGGCACAUUUGCCUCUCGCUCAUAUCCCAACUCACAGAACAGCACAACUGGCUCCAGGACUAACGCUUAAACGACCGUUAGAUGAUGAUGAUCACCAGACUCAUCAUGAGCCUACGAAGAGGCUUCUGGAAGAACACUCACGACCACCGCUAACUCGGGGUGAUUCUCUUCCCGCCGUCUCACUCGCUGCUGCGUUUGCGCCUGAACGGGCUUUCAAACAAGAGAAACAUCCACUAAGGACACCUUCUUUUGAUGCUUCUUUUAAAACUAAUGGGUACGCCAACAGCGCUCCACUCACAAAUGGCUCGGCAGGAUCGCCUCUGGGCCGCACAGCUGGAUCCCCGCCUGUAUCAGGCGCAGGUUCUGGGCCGUCUCCCAUGGCCGCUCUCAUGUCAGUGACUGACACGCUGCCACCAGGAUCCCCACGAUCGGCUGGAGGAUCACCGCCUCAGCCUCCGCCUCAGCGGUCAGCUAGCCGGUCUAGCCAGCAUUCGCCCAACUCAUCAGGGUCGAACGGCGGGCGGCGGUCGUCGGGCUCGCGGCACGUGUCGUCCACCACGUCGGUGUCGUCGACGGAGGCGGGCGAGGGCGCGGAAGGCGCCGCCCCGGCGCCCGCGCCGCUGCUCAAGUGCACGCUGUGCCAAGAGCGCCUCGAGGAUACCCACUUCGUGCAGUGCCCCAGCCAGCCGCACCACAAGUUCUGCUUCCCCUGCUCGCGAGACUCCAUCAAGCGGCAGCAAGGAUCUGAGGUGUACUGCCCGAGUGGCGAGAAGUGCCCCCUGGCGAAUUCAACCGUGCCCUGGGCGUUCAUGCAGGGCGAGAUCGCCACGAUCCUCGGCGAGGAGUUCAAGCCGAAGAAGGAGCGGGAGACUUAAGGCAGCACAGCGCCGCCCGACUUUAGCUCUUGUCCCUCUCGCUGUUGAGCGCAGAGGCGUGGUGCGGAGAGCGCCCGCGGCCGCAGCGCCGCGCGCCGGCUCUGUUGGGAACGUGUCCGUGUCGAACCGAUCACUUGUAUAUACCUUGUAAAUAAGUAGGCUCUGUCGGCACCUCGCUCGAGGCCGGCAUUCGGAUUGGCUUCCCGCGCGAUAUGAACCGUAUUCAGCGUAAUGGAUGUGUCACUGCACUGGUUGCCAUCGCGAGACGCGUCCGAGUCGGUAGCGUUAAGUGUUUUAAUGCGAUGUUAGUAUUGCAAUAUUCUGAAUAUAGUACAUAUCUGUUUUCGAAGAUUUUACGAUUUCUGUCUUUAUACGUUGGGAGAGUCGUUCCUGGAAACGUUGUAUUUUUAUCUGAAGUGACUAGUGACUCCCGACGCGCGUCGUAUCGGGAGAAGGGAUUUCUUCGGAUGCCAUUUUCUUAGUUACCUUUAGGUCCCGAACCAUAGUUAACUUGGCAUUUAUUUAUAUUGUGAUUCUUAUACACUAUACGAGUAUUAUGCGAUAUAAUUAUGAUCAUGACAUUUUGUGUAGCCACGUACGGCCUGUAAAACGUAGUUUCGGAUAAUGUAAGCGCGUUGCGCAUUGUACAGAUAUUAGCUCGAUGUAUAUUUGUAUUUAUUACAUUCGGCGCAUGAGAAAUAGUGUUGUUUUGUAUUACGAAGCGAUUUAUUCAGAGUGGCUCGAGUUCCGUUAGUCUUUCAUUCGGCGACAAGGUUCGGUCAGGAGAUGACUUUAGUUUAGUUUGGCGGUGGAGAGGCGUUACGGCGUUGUGUUACGAUUGGAGAUCAUUCAAAAUUGUUGUUUUUCUUGUUUGGCUCUGGGAGCUUUCGAGGUUGGUUGUCGCGUAGGGUAGAGGGGCUCCACGCGGAGCGGGCUGGUGGCCGAGGGGCCGCAGUAUUAGCGGGCUCGCUUGUGCGCUGAGGCGCACCUAGUCAUUUUGUGAAAUGUCAAAUCGUCAGAUCCGCGGGCACGCGGCCGUUAUAGGAACUCUUAAAACUCGCUGCUGUAUUUGUAUAAAGUGAAGUAAUUAUCAUUAUAUUAUUAUUAUUAUAUAUGUCAUAAUGUUAUACAGUUUGUAGUGUGUCAAUUUCGAAGGCUAUCAGAUGACGGCCGUUUAGCUUUGAAUUUUGCUUUCGCACUUUUACUUGGCUUUGAACCUAGUUUGUGAAGCUUGUGUUGAGUUUUCUCGCGAUAGGAGCCGAUAGCCGGCUCAGGGGUCUACUUAGCGGCAGGCACUUCACGGUCUGAUCGUUGAACUGUCGUUUCGGUGUACGGGUUGAGACCGAGCGCCUUCGGUUCUUAUAGUUUGUCAUUAUAUAUGCCUCGUACAGUGUGUUAUCUGUAGUGUCAUAUCCAUAAGCGAGACGCAGCGUGACUUUAAACACUGCGUAUUUACUGAACAUUCAAUCAAAUUGAUAUGUCCUUUAUUUAUUUUAGAUAUUUGUGUACAUAUACGUACGUUGUAUAUACUUCGUCUACUUGUAAAUAAUAUAGAUAUCGUGGAGCGGCUAAAAUGCCCAGUCAGUAUUACUAAGUACUGUGAACUUUGUAGUUACUUAUAAUAGAUCACAUUAUUUUGUCACAUGAAACUAGUAUUGACGUUUCUUUAUCAUCACAUGUAACUGUUCAAUUAACAAUGUAUUCUAGUAUCGCAUGCAUUUUAUCAUUCUCGGGUCGCAUCGUACCACUUGCAUAAUUAAACUCACAAUAUCUGUUUACAGAAAUAAAUAAAUAUUUAUUGUUUUUGAUGUAAUUAAAGAACCGUUAAAUGAUAGUUACUCUGUACUAUAUUGAUGUUUUUAAUAAUGCUUUUUAUAUUGUAUUAUUUUUUAUUAACAAGCAUGCAUAAUAUUGAACUUUUUUGGGCUAUCUAAGGUUCUUCUGAUAGAUUUCGAAAUUGAAUGUAGUAUCAGUGGAAUUUUGCCCGAGCUCGGGGAUAUAACAAAAUAAAAUUCGUAUGCCAAAGUGUGGCAAAUAGUAAAAGUUGUAAGCACAAAAUGUGCAUCUUUUUUACGCCUCUGAGAUGUUGAAUGUUUUCUGUGUUGGAACAGAAGAGAUCUUGACUUUUAUGUUUUCAAAAAUAAAGUUGAUGAUUUUGUAAUUACUCAAAUAAAUGUAACACAGUAAUAAAGUUGUUUUAUGGUGUUUCGGGGGCAUACUAUAACGCCCCUACUUUAUACUAUUGUUAUUAGAUAUUAAGAUGAAACUUUUGUGAUUCGAUCGAUGUUCAGAUGGCAUUUAACAUCUCAAAGUGUUAUAGUCCGCCUUUAUCAAUAGGCUUGUAUGUAGAUUGACGGAGAGUCAUCCAAAUAUUAUGAGACUUGUAUCUUUCUUACUGUAAGCAGCAAAUGAAAUGCUUUGAUUAAGACGUUAAUGUAAAUGUUGGUGAAAUACAAUUGAUGUGAUUUUGUAA